AUGUCCACAGAAAGAAUUCGAAAACGUAAUCGCCGACCGAGCGAAAUUGAGCAGAACCUUGAAGAUAUCACAUUAAUUUGGCUAGAUUCAAAUAUCGAUGAUUCUUCAGAUAGUCUUCAUACACAAUCUUUGUUAGAUGACUUGAACAAUGAUGUUCUGCUCUACACAGAUUCCGAACUUUGUAUAAAUUGUAUUCGAGCAAUCAUCAAAGAAAGAGUGUUUGUAAUUGUUGCUGGUACAUUAUCACAGUCUGUUCUUCCUCAGCUACAUUCAUUGGCAGUAGUCACUGCGAUAUUUAUUUUUUGCAAUGGUCAUAAAGGUAAUGUUCCACUAUUAAAUAAUUAUUCAAAAGUCAUCGAUAUUUUCACGGACCAACAAUCGUUGUUACAAUCUAUACGAAAAACUAUAUAUUUCGUAUUGAAACAAACACUUGCUUUCAGUUUAUUUGAUCAUCAAAAACAAAAGUCGACACGUGAUGUAUCCAAAGAUUGGGGAUCGUUCACAUGGUUUCAAUUAUUGAUCGAUAUUUUAAAACAAAUUCCUCAAACAGAGCAAGCCAAACGAGAUAUGCUCGAUAAAUGUAGAGAAUAUUAUGCGUUAAAUAAAACGGAAAUGAAAAGAAUUGAACAAUUUGAAAUAACAUACACCGAAGAUAAAGCUAUUGAAUGGUAUACACGCGACUCGUUUGUUUAUCGAUUGGUGAAUAAAGCACUGAGAACAGAAGAUGUUGAGCUACUUUAUCUAUUUCGAUUUUUUAUUGUUGAUUUAUCUUCACAAUUAGAGCAUGAAUGGCGGCGGUUGUAUAGUGGAAAAACAGAAAUAUUAACAUUGUAUCGUGGGCAAACAAUGUUAACUGAAGAAUUUGAUAAAUUAAAAAAAAGUGUUGGCAUUAUUAUUUCAACAAAUGGAUUUUUCUCAACAACAAGAGAUAAUCAAGUAGCUCUAGGAUUUAUUGCAUCACAUUCAAAUGAACAAAAACGAGUUUUAUUCGAAAUUAAAGUCGAUUGUCGCCUUCAAACAAUUGUAUUUGCUGACAUUGAGAAUUACAGUCAAAUGGAAGGUGAACAAGAGGUUUUGUUUGGUUUAGGAUCUGUCUUCAAAAUUGAUAACGUUAUGUUUGAUUCAAAAUUGUAUUGCUGGAAAAUUCAAAUGACAGCAACAGACGAGAGAUCACUCAAUAUUCAGGAUUAUGUAAAUGCAAAACGAAAACAAAUGGAUGAUUUUAGUCCAACGGUUUUAUUUGGACGUUUGUUGUUCUUAGAAUUAGGUCAAAUGGAUAAGGCUGAAAGGUAUUUUCGAAUGUUGUUGAAAACUUUACCACCUGAGCAUGAAGAUUUUGCAUCAGUUUGCAAUAAUUUGGGGAAUGUUUUCUACGGAAAACACCAAUUGGACCUGGCUUUUGACUGUUUUGCACGAGCAUAUAUUCUACGUCGACAAAGUUUACAUGCUCAGAAUCCUCAAAUUGCAGCAUCUUUAUUUAAUAUUAGUUGUGUUCUUCAUCUAAAAGGACAUCAUCAAAAAGCUCUGUAUUGCCUUGAGAAAUCUCUGAAUAUUUUGGAUAACAAUUAUCAUGAUGCCUGUCAGUUAAAAGCAACUGUAACCAAUGGCAUUGGUUUACUUUAUCGAGACAAAAAAGAGUAUAAAAGUGCAUUAGAAUAUUUCAAUCGAGCACUGGACAUGUAUAAACGACUACUACCAGAACAAUAUCCUGAUAUUGCAUCAUGUUUGGGUAAUAUCGGUUUAGUGUACGAAGAUCUUCUUGAUUAUGAUCAAGCUCUUGUUUAUUACCAUCGUGCAUUUGAAAUGGAUAAAAAUAUUUUACCUUGUGCUCAUCCAAACGUAAUUAAUGAUUUCAAUCGAAUUAUUGAUAUUUAUAAGAAAACAGGUGAAGAUGAUAAUGCUCUAGAGUAUUGUCAAAAAAUGCUAAUUGAACAACUAAAUAACGAACAGCAAAGUAAUAUAUUUAUUGGUCAUAUCGUAAAAAAUAUGGGAGAUGUUACGCAAAAUGUCAUCGAAUCAAUUAGUUAUUGCCGAAAAGCAUUGGCUAUUUUUGAACAAUUAUUAAAUCCAACUGACUUGGUAAUCAUUUAUUGUUUAAUCGAUAUCAGUCAUUUAUACUGGAAGUGUCACUUGUUUGAUGAUGCAUUAAACUAUCAAUUAAAAGCGUUGGAUAAACAGCAAAAAGUUCUGCAUGCGGAACAUUCAGAGAUUGUUUUAUCCUUAGAAAACAUAGGUAGAAUUUACUACGAUAUGCAAAAAUGGCAAGAUGCUGUUUAUUACUUCAAAAAGGCAUUGAAUAUACUUAAGUUAAACAUGAAAAACGAUCGUAGCAAUCUCGACGAUAUUCAAAGUCUUAUCACUCUGACUGAAUGGCAAAUGGAAAUGCAUAUACAAGAACGAUACGAAACAACAACAAAUGUUGUCAUCAAUAAUAACAAAUCAAACGCAGAAAUUGGUGCAACAGAAAACAUACCAACUAUUACAGCGGAGACUAAUUUGCCGAUGACAAUGCUUAGCUGCUUGCCUAAGUGUAAGAAAAAUGUUGGUACAAAGAAAAAAGCGAAAAAGCUUUGCAAUAUACAAUAA
Rotaria socialis is the source of this 2586-nucleotide messenger RNA. The record is from the annotation of a GenBank genome assembly. Lineage: Eukaryota; Metazoa; Rotifera; Eurotatoria; Philodinida; Philodinidae.